Molecule: messenger RNA, 1631 nt
Organism: Eublepharis macularius
Lineage: Eukaryota; Metazoa; Chordata; Lepidosauria; Squamata; Eublepharidae
Product: ceramide synthase 4-like
Exons: 10
Coding region: 62-1084 (340 amino acids)
Biological process (GO): ceramide biosynthetic process
Cellular component (GO): membrane
Molecular function (GO): sphingosine N-acyltransferase activity; DNA binding
Source: RefSeq, a predicted model, not a curated record
UGUAACCAAGUGGCUCUGGAAAGAUGAAUUUUGGUUUCCUUCAGGAUUCACCUGGGAGGACAUGAAAGAUACUGAAGAGAUCCGCUACCCUCAGCCCCGUCACCUCCUCCUCAGCAUCCCUUUUACAGCUCUCCUCCUCAUCCUCCGGGUUGUCUUCCAAAGGACCAUUGCGCUUCCUCUGGGCAGAAAAAUGGGACUAAAGGAAAAAGUGCGAAAGAAAGUUUCUCCAAAUGCUGUGCUUGAAGCUUAUUACAGGACACACCAAAAGCAGCCUAAAGAGAGGGACCUGAUAGGACUGGCCAAACAGUGCGACCUGCAACCCCGGCAAGUGGAAAGAUGGUUUCAAUCCCGUCUCAAGCAAGAUCAACUCAGCUUGACAGAGAAAUUCUGUGAAGCCAGUUGGAUGACCACAGUCACAGGAACUACCUCCAUCAUCGGCCUGGCUAUCCUCUAUGAGAAAUCCUGGUUCUGGAAUGACCGUGAGUGCUGGAUUGGGUAUCCGUGCCAGCCACUCCUGCCCUCUAUCUUUGCCUACUACAUGCUGCAGCUUUCCAUCUACUGUUCCGUAUCCAUCCUCCUCCUUUUCCAACGGAAGAAGAAAUUUGACGAGCAACUUCUCCACCAUGCUGCCACCAUCUUCCUCAUCUGCUACUCGUAUUGUGCCAACUACCUCCGUAUUGGAACCCUGGUUAUAUUCAUACUUGAAAGUUCCGCGUGUUUCUUGGAUCUCACGAAGGUCUUCGUCUACGUAAAAUGGCAACGGACUAGUGAAAUUUCCUUUAUCUUAUUUGCCAUCAUGUACUUGUCUGUUCGCAUUGUAAUUUUCCCCUACAAAGUGCUCUACAACACAUAUUAUUACACCACGGAGCUCAUCAAACCCUUCUUUGGCUACUACUUCAUGAAUGCCAACCUGAUGGUCCUACAACUGCUCAGCAUCUUCUGGGCCUUUCUCAUCUUCAAGAUGAUGUACAAGUUCCUUCAAUUUGGCACGAUGAAAAAAGACAUAAGGAGUGACUCAGAAGACAAUAACAGUGAUGAAGAAGAGACAGAACAGAAGGAAGCAAGUACUGAAUUGUGCAUGUAAAGCCUUCCAAUGAGGCAAACUAUGGCCCUGGGGCCUUUGGGGAUUGGAUAAACACUACACAGGAAAGGCUGAAUCCUCUCCUCUUGCUCCUGCCCUGUGGCUCCUCUCCAAAUCAGAGGAGUGGAACCACAGUGGGCAAUUAGUUCUCCACAUCACCUAUCACAUAAAAAGACUGUCUAGUUUGACUCUAAUUGGACUAGUACUCUGAGGGCCAAACUGCAAAUGAUGCCUGACACUAGUUGAACACCUGUCAGCUUCCCUCAAGUUUUGGUAGGAAAUGUAGACAAUUGGGUGGAAUGUUGGACAAGUGACAGUUGAAAAGCCCAUUGGACAGCAGUCAAGAGCCAAGCUGCAAGACCAGGAUGCCUACAUUUCCCAUCAAAAUUGGAGGGAAGCUGACAAGUGUCCGACCUGUGUCAUUUAUCACUUGUAGCUUGGCACUGAGUUAGUACAGGGAGAGAAGAAAACUAUUAGAAAUAGUUAUUUAUAUUUGCUAUCGGAGUCACCCAGUCAGAAGAGUUUCUUCUAAUAUGCAAAAUCAAAAAGA